Alternaria conjuncta is the source of this 1164-nucleotide messenger RNA. RefSeq lists its product as uncharacterized. The record is from RefSeq and is a predicted model, not a curated record. Bases 1 to 1164 code for a protein of 387 amino acids. Lineage: Eukaryota; Fungi; Ascomycota; Dothideomycetes; Pleosporales; Pleosporaceae. The transcript is spliced from 2 exons. Gene Ontology annotation, biological process: response to oxidative stress. Gene Ontology annotation, molecular function: peroxidase activity; heme binding.
AUGUCAAAUAAUUUGUGUGGAGGCACGCAGAUGCCGUUCCGACCUGGCCGCGUCGAUGCGAUUGAAGCAGGAAAGACGACGGGCGUCCCAGCACCAGAGACGGAUCUGGAAGAGACGUUACUUUUCUUCGAGCGCGCGGGGUUCGACAAGGUGGAUGCUAUUGGGCUCACGGCUUGCGGUCACACUAUGGGCAGCGUACACCACGGUGGCUUCCCAGAGGCUGUAGACGAGAGCUUCGUCACCCCGAAUAACACGAAUGGCGGUAGUAACUUCGACACUACACGCGGCGUCUUCGAUCCAAAUGUCCUCGGCGAAUAUCUCAACGGUACAGGGACUAAGGGAGGACCAUUGGUGAACUCUUACAACGACACGAUGAAUUCCGAUAAACGGCUUUACGAGAGCGAUAAGAAUGCGACGAUGCGCACUCUCUUCGCGCAAGGAACAGGCUUUCUUGCUACGUGUGCCGAGCUCAUGGGCCGAGCCAUCAACACCGUACCUACUGCUGUUCAGCUCUCCGAGCCAAUUACCGUCAUGCCGGUCAAGCCUGUGAAUGUCACCUACGACUUCAGCGGGGACGGAAAGUUGAUGCUCUCGGGAAAGAUCAGAAUCCUCACACCGGCAGGCAGCUCACCCCCGCAAUCACUAACUCUUCGCAUGAGCGACGACGAGACAGAACUCGAACCAGAAGUCGAGAUUGGAAGCUCAGUUUUUGGUCGCAGUGGUGGCGAAUAUGGAACUACGACUUACUUCCCGUUCUCGCUUUCUGGACCCGCCAUUCAAAAUGCCACGUCUUUCUCCGUCCAGGCACCCGAGUCACGGGAACAGGCAUUCCAAACCCAUAGCCAAGUCUUCGUCGUUCCAAGCUUAACAGUUCUGAGCGGCACAGCACUCAAUGUGACAGUUGCCGACUGCCAGAAGAGCUCGUGUGAAGAUUUGACUAUCCGCAUCUCCGCCCCGAUAACACAGCGUGGCACGCUGGCGCCGAAGAUGAGUGAGAUGGAUAUGGUACUGAGUGGAGUAAAACAGGAAAGAAGGGUAUGUACAAUGUGCGAGGGGCAGGUUGUCCUGCCCGAUGUGCCGACUGGGCUAGUUACUAUCGAAGCUUUCAUGGAAGGGAAGCUCGUUGACACCCUUUUGAUUGAUGGAGGGCAGGCCGGUUGGUAA